Messenger RNA from Nycticebus coucang (slow loris), 1374 nucleotides. RefSeq names its product acyl-coenzyme A thioesterase 9, mitochondrial-like. The coding region runs from base 15 to 1337 and encodes 440 amino acids. Gene Ontology annotation, molecular function: fatty acyl-CoA hydrolase activity. The transcript has a single exon. The record is from RefSeq and is a predicted model, not a curated record. Lineage: Eukaryota; Metazoa; Chordata; Mammalia; Primates; Lorisidae. Gene Ontology annotation, biological process: acyl-CoA metabolic process. Gene Ontology annotation, cellular component: mitochondrion.
GGCAGCCUAGCGCCAUGAGGCGGGCAGCACUGCGGGUUUAUGCCUUGAGCAGGGGGCUGCUUGCUCCUGGCAGAGGACUGACUCAAGGAUCCCAGGACUCCAGAAACAAGGGAACCUUCCAUAUUCUGGAAGUUCAGGAUAAACUGCGGAAGAUAGUAGGAGCAUCUACAAACUGGACAGACCACGUGAAAGCCAUGGAGGAAAGAAAAUUACUUCAGGGGGUUUUGGCUGAGUCACAGGAAGGACUGUCACCCAGGAGAAUGAAGGACAGUUACAUCGAAGUUUUCUUGCCUUUGGGCAGUGAGCCUGAAUUACGAGAGAAGUAUUUGACUUUUCAAAACACCGUGAGGUUUGGCAGGAUUCUUGAGGAUCUUGACAGCUUAGGAGUUCUUAUCUGUUACAUGCACAACAAAAUUAAUUCCGUUGAGAUGUCUCCUUUAUCAAUAGUUACAGCCCUGGUGGACAAGAUUGAUAUGUGUAAGCAAAGUUUAAGCCCAGAACAGGACAUUAAGUUCAGUGGCCACGUUAGCUGGGUUGGAAAGACGUCCAUGGAGGUGAAGAUGCAAAUGUUCCAGUUGCAGGAUAAUGAAUUUUGUCCUGUUUUGGAUGCAACAUUCGUAAUGGUGGCCCGUGAUUCUGAAAAUAAAGGGCCAGCAUUUGUAAAUCCACUCAUCCUUGAAAGCCCAGAGGAAGAAGAGCUCUUUAGACAAGGAGAAUUGAACAAGGGGAGAAGAAUUGCCUUCAUUUCCAUGUCAUUACUGAAAAUGGCUCCCAGCGCUGAGGAGAGGACCACUAUCCAUGAGCUGUUUCUUAACACGCUGAAUCCAAAGACUGUAAAUUUUCAGAGUCGAAUUUUACCCCCUAAUGCAGUGUGGAUGGAGAAUGCAAUACUGAAGAGCUUGGAAAUUUGCCACCCUCAGGAGCGGAACAUUUUCAAUCGGAUCUUUGGUGGUUUCCUUAUGAGGAAAGCGUAUGAGCUUGCUUGGGCUACUGCGUGCAGCUUCGGUAGUGGGACCCGACCAUUUGUGGUGGCGGUGGGUGACAUCAUGUUUCAGAGACCGGUUGAAAUCGGUUCAUUGCUCUUUCUUACUGCGCAGGUUUGCUUUACUCAGACCAAUUACGUUCAAGUCAGAGUGCACAGUGAGGUGGCCUCUCUUCAGAGUAAAGAGCAUACAACCACCAAUAUCUUUCAUUUCACGUUCAUGUCGGAAAAGGAAGUGCCCUUGAUUUUCCCCAGAACAUAUGGAGAGUCCAUGUUGUACUUAGAUGGGCAACGGCAUUUCAACUCCUUGAGUGUCCCGGUGACCUUGAGAAAGGACUACCUUAUGGAGCCCUAGGAAAACCUCACGUGUUGAAAACCAGACCUUCACCUGC